Molecule: messenger RNA, 5097 nt
Organism: Poecile atricapillus (Black-capped chickadee)
Lineage: Eukaryota; Metazoa; Chordata; Aves; Passeriformes; Paridae
Gene: SUGP2
Product: SURP and G-patch domain containing 2
Exons: 10
Coding region: 256-3507 (1083 amino acids)
Biological process (GO): RNA processing
Cellular component (GO): nucleoplasm
Molecular function (GO): RNA binding
Source: RefSeq, a predicted model, not a curated record
GCUACCGGCGAGGAGGGCGUGGCCACCGUGAGGCCCCGGUGUGGCGGGAGGCGGCGGCGGGGCCGGGGCCGCCUCGGUGAGGGCGGGCCGGGCUCGGGCUCGGGCUCGGGCUCCGGCUCCUCCUCCCGGCGCUGCGCGGGUGGCGGCGGGGAAGCGUGAGGCUCCCCUCAGGCUGCGCCUCCCCUCAGGCCGCGGCGGGACCCCGGGCCCGCGCCAGGCCGUGCCGUGCCGUGCCCCGGGCGUCGUGAGGGGAAAAUGGCCUCUCGGAGGAUCACCCGCGAGACGUUCGAGGCCGUGGUGCAGGACAAAGUUAAACGGUACCGCAUGGAGCGGAGCGAUGCCGCGGGGGGCUCCAUCCAUCAUUUCAAAGCUCACUCCAGGCCGCUGCCCCGGCCCCGCUUCCACGGCGACGGGAGGUUCCCUCACGCCAACUCUCAGCACGAGGACUGGAGCGAGGAUCCCAGGGAAGAUUAUCCCAGGGAAGAUUAUCCCGGGGAAAACUAUCCCGGCCCUUCCUACAGACCCGCCAGCCCCCUGCUCCGCAAGGAGAAUUAUUUCCACGAACAAUUCGCCCGCCCCGCGCCCCGGGAGCGGGAAUUCGGCCGGGAUUACGGGCGCCCCGCUCCCCAAAACCGGGAAUUUGGGCGUGCAGCUGCCCCAAACAGGGAAUACGGGCACCACCCCGCUCCUCACAACCGGGAGUACGGACAGCAGAACCGGGAGUACGGGCGGGAGAGGGAUUACGGGCAGGAGUACGGCCCCUCGGAUUCCUGGGAAGGCAGCGGGCCGCACGAAGCCGAGUUUGGCUCCUCGGAUAUUUUGGGGGAUUUCAGGUCUCCCGGGCUGAUGGAGGAGGAGUACGGCGGCGUGGAGAAUCAGGAGUACGAGGCGGAGUUCGGGGCGCCGGACAGCGAGUUCCGGCCGCCGCUGCGCAGGGGAGCCGUGGGCAGGGGGAGAGUCCUGAGGGGGAAGCGCCUCACCAGGGGGGUGGUGAAACCCAAAGUGUUCAAAGGAGACGUCAAAAGCCCCCUGAAGAAGUGGAACGUGAAGAAGCCGCAGCCGGGCCUGGAUCCCAAAGCUCUGGAUCAGCCUCUGGAAGUCGCCGAGCGCCCCAACCAGAGGCCGGUGCCCCUCCAGCAGCGCCCCAGCCCCAAGCUGCCCCCACACCCUCUGGCAGCCCAGAGACCCAUCCUCAGGCUGCCAAAGCCCGCCCACGUCUUCAGGAACCUCAACUUCGACCUGGUGGAUAAAUCUGACAUUUUCUCCACCUUCGGCAUCGAGAUCAUCAAGUGGGCCGGGUUCCACGCCGUCAAGAACGACGCCGAGUUCUCGCGGCUCUUCGGGGCCCUCUUCGAGCUGGAGACUGAGACCUGUGCCAAAAUGUUGGCCUCCUUCAAGUGCUCCCUGAGGCCAGAGCACAGAGAUUAUUGCUUCUUCACCAUCAAGAGCUUGCAGCACGCCGCCCUGAAAACCCCCAAGGUGGACAACGAGUUUUUGAACAUGCUGCUGGACAAAGGGGCGGUGAAAACCAAGAAUUGCUUCUUCGAGAUCAUCAAACCUUUCGAUAAAUACAUCAUGAGGCUCCAGGACCGCCUCCUCAAGGGGGUGACGCCGCUGCUGAUGGCCUGCAACGCCUACGAGCUGAGCAUUAAAACCAACGGCUUCGGCAAUCCCAGGGAAAUGGCCAACGCCUUCGAGACCACCGUGUCCCUCUGCCGAAAAUCCCUGGCUCUGCUGGGCCAGACCUUUGCUCUGGCCUCUGUUUUCAGGCAGGAAAAAAUCCUGGAGGCUGUGGGGCUCCAGGAGAUGGCUCCGGCGCCGACGUCCUUCCCGAAUUUCGAUGAUUCCACGCUGUUUGGGAGGGAGUACAUUGAGAAUUUGAAGGCUUGGCUGGAGAAGAGCGGAUACCCCAUCCAGAUGAAGAGAGCGGAGGCGGAAUCCACGGAGCAGCUCAAGGCAGCCUCACCUGACACCAAAGCCCCCCAACGAGCUGACAGGAAAGUUUUGGACACAAUUGAGCAGCUGGUGACCAGCAUCGUGUCAGGAACUUUGUCUGCCAAAGACAGGAACGCCCAGAAGAACUCUCCCGAAUUUUGGUUCCUGUCCGACGAGGAGAGCCUGGAGUACAAAUAUUACAGGCUGAGGCUGUCAGAGGUGCAGAGGAGGAGCCUGGCUGGGGAAGGAGCUGCCCCAGAGUCCCUCCGGGCCAUGCUUUAUGCCAGGAGAGUGGCCAGCAUCAAAAGGAAGCUUUUCAAGAGGAAAAAAAAACCUGGAAUUCUCCCCCUCCGCGCCAGCAGGGCCAGGAAGGUGAGGAGAACCACGGGCACUCAGACUGUGCUGUCAGCUGGGACGGUGCUGAAGCACCAGGACAAAAAUCUUCCAGGUUCAGGGCAGGGGAAGAUUUCCCUGUCAGAUCCUCAGCAGAUCCCUGCCCUGGACGUCACCUCGGCCGCCCCAGGCGCCAGCAGCUCCGAGAUCCCGGUGCCUGCGGAGCAAAAAACACAUCCUGAGGAAUUCUCAGCAUCACCAGAGCUUCUCCCAGCCCUGGGCUCUCAGUUUCCUGAUGUGGAUGCCAAAACCAUGGAAACUGCAGAGAAACUCGCCAAGUUUGUGGCUCAGGUAGGACCAGAAAUUGAGCAAUUCAGCAUUGACAACAGUGCAGAUAACCCUGACCUCUGGUUCCUCCAGGACCAAACCAGCUCCGCGUUCAGAUUUUACCGGAUGAAGGUUUACGAGCUCUGCCCCUCCAUCAGCUUCAGCCCCGAGGCCUCAGACAGCACCAAAACCACCCCAAGACCCCUGGAGGUCUCUGAAGAGGAGGAUGAGGAAGAGGAAGAAGAAGAAGAGGAAGAAGAAGAAGAGGAUGAAGCUGAGUUUGAAACCUCCCAACCUCUGGGGGACGAGGAGGAGGAGGAGGAGGAGGAGGAGGAUGAGGAGGACGUGGCAGCAGGUAGAAGGGUGACAAACCUAGAGGAAGAUUUGCUUUCCAGAGCAGGAGAGGAGAUUUCAGGAGGUGAAAUGCAGCUCUCCAGCCCCUCUGAUGCUGCUGUCCCAAAUCUGUCGACACAGGCACCGAACCCGGCCCCCGGCGCGCGAUUCCCCCGCAAAAGAGUCAGCAGCAAGUCCCUGAAAGUGGGGAUGAUCCCGGCUUCCAAAAGGAUCUGCCUCAUAGAGGAGCCCAAAGUGCAUGAGCCUGUCAGGAUUGCUUAUGACAGACCCCGGGGCUGCCCUGCCACAAAGAAGAAAAAGAAGCCGAAGGAUCUGGAAUUCUCGCAGAAGAAGCUGAGCCCCAGGAACGUGGGGUUCCAGAUGCUGCAGAGGAUGGGCUGGCAGGAGGGGCACGGCCUGGGCUCCAGGGGCCGCGGCAUCCGCGAGCCCGUGCACGUGGGUGCAACCUCUGCUGGGGAAGGUUUGGGAGUGGCAGGAGAAGAAAAUCAAGAAGAUGCUUUUGAUAUUUUCCGGCAGAGAAUGAUCCAAAUGUACCGACAGAAAAGGGCAAAUAAAUAGCUCUCUUCCAUGAAGACCCCCAGCUCCGGUGCCCAUUUUCCCUCCCUCCCGUGGUGUCUCUGCUGCUUUUGGUCGGAUUUUUCCUCGGCUCCAUCCGGAAUUCCCUCCUUUCCGUGCAGGAGCAGCAACUUCCCAUCCCAAGAGCAGAACAAAAUGAACAAAAUGAACAAAAAAUGAACAUUUUUCCCCCAUUUUAGUGCGAGUAGAAACCUCCAAUUUCAGCGUAGCCGCAAUAAAUGUAGAGCUGGGCGAUUUCUGGUUCCUGUGACGUUUCCAUUUGUUAUUUUUUCGCUUGUGAUCUUGGCCAUUUGUACGAGAUAUGCAUUUAUUUUCAAUUUUCCUUCAAUUAAAUUUAUUUUCCCUGCAAUUUGGGAUUCCUGUGGCCACAGAGCAGGAUUUUGGGGUCAAAAAAAUCUGGUUUUGGGAUGGGAUUCCCCACCAAAAACCGGAAUUAACGCCCGUGCUUAGCCUGGCUCUGAUCCUUUCUCCAACCAAGGAUCUGCUCCAAUCCCCAUUUUUUGCCAAAAUUCACAUUUCAAGGAUCAAUUUUUGGGGUAAAUCUUCCAAUCUCCUGCAAUUUUUCAUUUUCUCCACCUGAGGGAAGGGAGCUCCUUCUUUUCUGUGCUGCUGAAAAGCCACAAAACCUCUCCUGAUUUUCCUUUAAAUGCACCAAAAACCUGGGGCUUUUUCCUUUUUUCCCUCAUUUGUAUUUUUUUCCCCUAUUUUUCAGUCUUUAAUGCACCAAAAAUGUGCAUUUUUUCCUUUUUUAAUGCACCAAAAAUGUGCAUUUUUUCCUUUUUCAAUGCACCAAAAAUGUGCAUUUUUUCCUUUUUUAAUGCACCAAAAAUGUGCAUUUUCCUUUUUUUAAUGCACCAAAAAUGUGCAUUUUUUCCUUUUUCUUUUCCUUUUUCAAUGCACCAAAAACCUGGUGCAUUUUUUCCUUUUUAUCUCCUUUUUCAGUGCACCAAAAAUGUCCAUUUUUCCUUUUUUUUCCUCUUUUUUAACUCACCAAACUGGGUUUUUUUUUGGUGCAUCAAAUCCACCCCCACAACACCUCUGUGCCCCAGAGCUCCCCUUUCACCCCCAGGAACAAAUCUUAAUUUUGUUUUCAAUUUUUUUUAACUUAAAACAACAAAACCCUCCAUGGUUUCCUCUUGCCUUUAAAUCCGAAUUAUUUUGAGGGUUUUAUUUUUCAUUUUCUUUGGUGUGAAAUAACUUUUUCUUAUUUAUUUUGGGAUUUUUUGGGGGUUUUUGGGUAGGUUUUUUUCAGGUUUUUUGGGUUUAUUUUAAUUUUUUUACAAGACCCUGCAGCAUCCUCAGCGUGAAGAUUUAUUUAUUUCCCAAAAUCAAUAUAAAAUAUAUUUUUUUCCCUCUUCUUGACAUCCCACUCUGCUUUUAAUCCCAAAUAAAACCUGGUUUUAUUUUUUAUUUCUGAUUUUUGACCCCGUUUGCUGCUCCUCAAGCUCAGGGGGGGGGAAAGCUCCAGAAAAAUGGAUUUAAUUCAGAUUUAAAGAGAAACCCAAAAUAUUUCAAAGUAUUUCAGAUUUCAAAAAUCCAAAUAUUCUCCUUUUGGAUUCUUUCCUACCCAAC